This is a messenger RNA of Brachypodium distachyon (stiff brome), 3725 nucleotides long. Its product is annotated as CCR4-NOT transcription complex subunit 10. Gene Ontology annotation, biological process: negative regulation of translation; mRNA catabolic process. Gene Ontology annotation, molecular function: protein binding. The record is from RefSeq and is a predicted model, not a curated record. The transcript has 6 exons. NCBI's taxonomy places the organism in Eukaryota, Viridiplantae, Streptophyta, Magnoliopsida, Poales, Poaceae. The coding region runs from base 1151 to 3427 and encodes 758 amino acids. Gene Ontology annotation, cellular component: CCR4-NOT complex.
UCGAGCUGCGCCUUUUAAUUUCCGGUGUGUCGACAAACGGGAGGGUAGUUAGGAGGUUCUGUGAUUGUUACUUGCAUUUUUUUUCAACUUAAUAGUGUCAAAUUCUGUGCCUGGUUGGGUUUGUGGUGGCGCGUUUGCUCAGGUAGGCUGUUCUGAUUUUGAUGCUCCUUGGCUGUGCUUAUAUGCUUGUUGAGUCUAUGCUGCGUCCGAAUUGUGCGGGGUGCAUGUUUUAGUGCGCGUGUGGCAGUCCUCUCUGGGGCCUGCACAUGUUGUAGGCGGCUUGGUGCUCUCUUGGGUGUGAUUGUUGUGCAUAUGCUGAAUGCAUGCAUCUGCUGCAAUAUUGCAUUUACAUGACUCACAAGCAUGAUAAAUGUGUUGGUGAGCAUCUGCAUUUUGUGUGUACCAAUGGUUAUGUGGAGUCGUGGACAUUGAUGCGGCUGUGCUGAGUGCAGAUGCCAACAUGGCUUGCGAUCCGGCUUGACAUGCUUCUCCUUUGCCUUAUUUUAGUUUGUAAGGCUGUGUUUUUUUUUCUAUUAGGUUAUAAAUUUGAAGCUGAACUUUCUUCCAAAUGGAAAGGAAAUAUGGUUUAGUUCAGAAUAAUUGGUUAUGAAUAUCUGUGUAUAGCACUGAGACUUUCUAGGAUGCCCAGCUUGAAUUUAUAGCAAGGUAUUGAAACUAGGUAGCCGGUACCUGGCACUUGGCAGGUUGCUCACCAUAUAGUGCUUAUAAGGUACUCAGCCAUGCAACUGGUUUUCCUAUUUAAAUUCUGGAAUUUUAUAUGUAUACUCAUAGAGUAUCAAAAUAAAUAUGUAAUUGAUCUGACUUGGUGUAUAUUAUCUGAAUACAAAGGAAUUGUCAACACCUCCUGCUGCGUCAUAACAAUUUCAAAACAUAGUUAUGAGCAACAAGUGAUUAGUCAAUGAUGUUUAGACUUUAGACUAUGGACCUAAACAUCUGUGGAACAGUGAGCGCACUGGCACUGCUGCAGUCACCUCUACCCUCUAGGCACCUUGCUUUAAUUGAUCUGUAACUGCCUUACUGGCCUGUGAGCUGAUAUGACUGAUUAACUGACCUGUUAUACCUUUUAAACAUGUUAACUACUCGUUUUUUGCUUACUUGCAACCAUUGAGGAUAUCUGGUCCUUCACAAUAUGGCUAUCGCAGAAUCGUUUGUGGAUGGUUGUCCUUAUCCAAAGAAGCUGCUUGGAAUUCUAGGCAAUGUUAAGAAAAGAAGUGACGAACUUGCCUGUGCAUCUAGAGAACAAUCUGAUUCUGCCAAUGGGGUAGGAAACAAUGCUUCUUCGGGACCAAGAGGCGGUGGCAUUGUACCACCGAUUUCUGCUGCACACAAUACAACAGCUUAUGGAGAGGAGUUUGACACAACCAUCAUAACAUUUAACACUGCUCUCAUCCUUUACCAUCUUCAUGAUUACGAAUCUGCACUAUCUGUUUUGGAGCCAUUGUACCGAAAUAUUGAACCAAUUGAUGAGACAACUGCUCUCCAUGUGUGUUUUCUGUUACUGGAUAUUACAUUAGCUUUGCAAGAUGCAUUGAAAGCUGCAGACAUCAUUCAAUACUUGGAAAGAUCAUUUGGAGUAGCUAACACUAUGAAUCACAACGAAAAUGCUGGCACAGUUCAGCAGCAGUCUGCUCAACCAAAACCUCAUGCAAAAAGUAACACACCUCCAGAUUCUGAUUCAAACAUUUGUCCAGGUGCAUCUGAUAUUCUUUCAGUUGGGAGUUUCUCAGAAGAUACUCUGGAGUUUGAAUCUCUGUACUCUACGUUGGAUCGUGGAAAUCAAUUGGGCAGACCUAUCUUAAAUGAGUUCUCGAGGGCAUCAGCUGAUCGUGCUGCCACUGCGGCUGAUUUGAAAGUUAGACUACAAAUUUACAAGGUCCGGCUACUACUUCUCACAAGGAACCUGAAGGUUGCCAAACGAGAACUCAAAGUUUUAAUGAACAUGGCACGUGGUAGGGAUUCAUCAAUAGAGCUUCUCUUGAAAUCUCAGCUGGAGUAUGCACGAGGAAACUAUAGGAAAGCAGUGAAGCUGUUGAGCACACCCAAUAAUCGGACUGAACCAGUAAUGCUAGCCAUGUUCUACAAUAAUCUUGGUUGUAUACUCCAUCAGCAGAGAUCCAACCAUUCAUCAAUAUUGUGCUUUAGCAAAGCACUGAAAUAUAGCUUGUCUCUUCGGUCAGAGAAACCGUUGAAGCUGUCUGCGUUUUCACAAGACAAAUCUUGUCUUAUAUCAUACAACUGCGGUAUCCAACAUUUGAUGUGUGGUAAACCUCUGUUAGCAGCUCGCUGUUUUCGUGAGGCCAUGCCGCUUUUGUACCAUCGGCCCCUCUUUUGGCUCCGUUUUGCAGAGUGUAGCCUGCUAGCACUAGAAAAGGGCUUCCUUACUGCAAGUGGUGCUACUUCAUGCAACGACGAGGUUGAAAUUCAUGUUGUGGGAUCAGGGAAAUGGCGUCACUUAGUUAUCAAUCCGGUUAAGUCCAGAAGUUGUUUUUCAGAUUCUGGGAGUUCAGAUAAACAUGGAAAUUUGAUCACACUUAGAUUUGCUAGACAGUGUCUACUCAACGCCCAACUUUUAAUGGAUGAUUUUGAGCAGGAAAAUUCUGUGAUUGCCUCAGAUACAGAGGAUUGCAACCAAGGAGCACAAUGCCAGAAAAGUUCUGGUCAGAACACAAUGAGUGUGGAAUCGAAAACACCUUCUGGUCCAACACAAGCUAAUGCAAAUGGAGAACAAAAGGGAGCAGCGAGCUUGAAUGCCACUCUGCAGAGCUCUCUUGGUAUGUAUGAUGCCAUCUGUAGAAAAGAGAACCUCAAAAUUCGACAAGCCAUCCUGGGGGACUUGGCGUUCAUUGAAUUGUGUCUUGAGAAUCCCUUGAAAGCUUUGUCUAUUGCCAAGUUGCUGCAGCAGCUUCCGGACUGCUCAAGGAUGUAUUUGUUCCUCAGUCAUGUAUACGCAGCUGAAGCUUUGUGUGCACUGAAUAGACCAAAGGAGGCUGCUGAGCAGUUGACUGUUUAUUUGAGAGAUGGCAAUGACAUUGAGCUGCCCUACAGUGUUGAGAACUGUGAAAAGGCCCCUGUUGAGAAAGACAGCGAUGGUGAAGACUCGCACGCUCCUGCAGUCACAAAACUUACCUCAGAAGAAUCUCAGCAUUCGUUGUCUCUCAGUCCUGAGGAUGCUUGUGCUGUUGUGUAUGUUGACCUUGGCAUGACCGCUGCGAUGCAGGGGGACCUCGAGCAGGCAAACUACAUGGUGAAUCGUGGUUUUGCAAUGUUACCCAACAAUCCAAGGGCAUUGCUGGCAUCUGUUUAUGUGGACCUUCUGCAGGGGAAGGUGCAAGGGGCUAUGGGAAAGCUGAGACAGUGUAGAAACGUGAGGUUUAGGACCACUGGUAGCGUAGCAGCCAGCAGAUAGGAUACAACCUAUUUUGAUCACUUCUUUAUAGUCGAUAAUUGCUCUUUUCAUCUUUUGGACCCUGACCCUUGUGGAUGAUCAUCAUGAAAGAUCGUAAUGUUUUUCUGUGUAUCAUACAUAAGAAAAAGAACUGUAGAUCCCAUCUUUAGAUUUCCCAGAUUAUGGGUGUAAUUUGUUGAGGUUACCUAAGUUCUCGUUUGGGGCACUUUUUAACUGAAGAGAGGUGAACUGGUGUUGUUCGUUCUGAUAUUCGUUCAUCGUUCAUUCAGGAAACGAACACGGAAAGAGCUUCUGGUUA